Molecule: messenger RNA, 2883 nt
Organism: Trichomonas vaginalis G3
Lineage: Eukaryota; Parabasalia; Trichomonadida; Trichomonadidae
Product: ubiquitinyl hydrolase protein
Exons: 1
Coding region: 1-2883 (960 amino acids)
Biological process (GO): protein deubiquitination; regulation of protein stability
Cellular component (GO): nucleus; cytosol
Molecular function (GO): cysteine-type endopeptidase activity; cysteine-type deubiquitinase activity
Source: RefSeq, a predicted model, not a curated record
AUGUUUGGAGAGUUAAUUCUUAAUGAUCCAUUUCAUGGACCAUCAAGAGUUGCAGAUUCAGGCUUUGUUAAUAUGGGUGAUAUAGAAGCAAGGCUUUAUUUGAAUCUCCCUCUGAGAUUAAAUCAAAAUCCAAUCAAUUUCACAGUAGAAAUCAAAGCAAAAGGAAACACAGGACAAUACAAUACAAUUCAGAAAGUAUAUCUCGUCGAAAAUUCAUCCAAAACAGAAAUUUAUAAUAAAAAAGGUGAUAUUUCACUGGAUAAGAAUGGAAACGGCAAAAGAUCACUUAGUACUAGCAAUUUAAUCAAGAAAAUCAGUAAAAAACAGCAAGUUGUUUUCAAUUUUGAAGUUAUUCCUUCUCAAAAAACGGCAAGCUCUACAGUCGGACAACAAAAGGCAGAAAACGCUGUAAAAGUUGUUCCUCUUGAGCGUCCUGCUGCAAAACCAGUAUAUAUUUAUACUCCUCCACCAACUCCAGUAAAUACUCGCGAAGCAGUUGGUUUUAUUGGCCUAAUAAACCAAGGAUCCACUUGUUAUAUGAAUUCCUCACUACAAUCACUAUUUACAAACCCUGCAAUUCGUAAUUUAAUUUAUAAUAUUCCUAUUACUUCAAAGACGCCGAUUGAGCAAGAAAACGAUCCUGUAUUAAAUCUACAAAUACUUUUCUACAAGCUCCAAUACGAAAACGAAGCUUUAUCUACAAAUUUGUUGACAAAAUCUUUUGGUUGGAAUGAUGAAGUUUAUAUUCAACAUGAUGCAGCAGAAUUUCUUAAUGUCUUGUUAAAUACUGUUUCUCAGAAGAUUAAAUCAAUUCCUCAAUUAUUACAAAAUUUUAAUGUUUUACUUACGACGAUCUACUACAAUAUGGCUGCUCCCGUCAAUACAGAGGACUGGUCAAUGCUUGGGAAGAAGGAAGACACAAGAAUGUUGAAUGUUCCAAUAAUAAAUUCUUCAAAUGUCCAAAACGCCAUCAAAAGACUGGGAAAUCCAUCAGAUAUUGAUGACCAGAUAACAAUUAAUGGUGUUAGAACAUACGCUAAGAUGAAAACCAUUAUAGAAAAGCUUCCUGUCGUAUUAACCAUCCAAUUACUCAGACUUUCAUAUGCAAAAGGUCUUGAUGGAAGUUUCAAUAGAAUUAAACUAACUGAUAGGGUCGAAUACACUAAUUCUUUAAUCGUUGAAAGCACAUACGAUGGUGAAGUAAAAUAUAAUCUCCAUGCUGUCAUCUGCCAUACAGGAUCAGCAACAGGAGGCCAUUACUAUUCGUUUAUCAAGCCUACUUCCGAAGAAAAAUGGCUUUGGUUCAAUGAUACAAGUGUAUCAGUUGCAUCUAACGCUGAUGUCUACGAUAAGAACUUUGAUGGAGGCGCGUACAUCCUUAUGUAUGUCAUGGCCGAUGAAGAAGAGAGGUUAUUUAAAGAUCCGGCGCUUCCAUCAAAUCAAAUCACGGAAUUCUUCAAUACAUCGACCAACAUGACUGAAAUAACAGUCAUUACAGACUCAGGAGUCAUUGAGAACACGAAAGAAGGAAAAACAGGAAUAAGAUAUCCCUCAAAAGAAACAAAAAUAUCAAUUAGCCGCAUGAAAACAAUUGAAGAUGUAUGUAUACAAGCAGGUAUCAACUAUCCACAUACUAUUUUCUCAAUGGAUGGCUUCCAAAGACCAAAUUCGAUUCUUGAUCCAACAAAACCAAUCGCGGAAUCACUUGGCAACGACAAAACCAUAUUUGUAUGCCAUGAUAACAUCAGUUCUCGUGGAAUCAUCUUCCUAAAGACAUUCGAUCCCUCAUCUUUGAAGUUAACUUUCGUUGGAAUCAUUCCUAUCAACGAAGAAUCAACAAUUCUCAGUGCAACGGAAUCGGUAACGCAUGGAUUACAAGAGGGCUUCGAGUUCUUCGUUGAAGGAAUCGAUUCUGCCGAGAAAAUCGAUCCAAUUACGAAAAUCUUCGGAAAUAAUAACGACUUAGUUGGUUCAAUCAUCGUUAUUCAGCCGAAAACAGGUGCUAAACUAACAAUAGAAGACAGCAUCAUCAACUAUCUCUCGAUAAAUGAUGCUCAAAACGACGGAUUAUAUUCGACAUUUUUAGAAAUGAAGAAAUUCAUCAAAGUUGAUUUAUUCGGAAUAGAAAACACUAAAGAACCAAUUAUCUCUGUUCGAAUGCCCUCGAAUCUCCCAAUUUCCGAGUUCAAAAACAUCACUUCAUCUUUGACUGGAAUUUCUUCUGUUGAUUGUCAAUUAUUUAGACUUCGGUCAGGUACUUCUUUCAUGAGACAUGUGAGUGAAGGAAAUAUAGCGUUGAAUCCAGCAGGAGACAGUUUUGUUGUCGUUGAAUACAGAAGACAAAGUGAAGACGAAAAAAUAAUCGUUUGUGAAGUGAACGAUUCCCCUCAAAACAGAAGAUUUUUGGUCAGUUCACUUCCUAACUGGACAUUGCAAGAUUCAUUGAGAGGUACAUUAGAAUUACAACCAUUCUUUAAUGCCUUUUCUGUUGAUGAUUCUCCAUCAAUGAACAAAAUUGAAUUUGACAAAAAUUUGACACAAGAAACAAAUUACAUUUUCAUUGAUGUGAAUAACCAUGAAUCACAGAACUACGUGAAUGUUGUUGUUGAGUCUAAACACAUUGGAGAACCAUUGUUCUUUACAAUAGACAUUGACAAUGAAACUAAUUUUGAACAAAUCAAAAAUUCUGUCAAAACAAAGUUGAAUGUUGAUAAUUCCACUUUCAACAGAAUGAGAGUUUCAUUUGGAAAUAUCGGAUCAACAAUUGCUAUCAACACAACAAAGAUUGUGCCUCUUAAAGAAGCAAAUCCAAAUCUAUUUGUUAGAGUUUUGCCUUCGAGUUCUGUAACUUCUACAGAGAGAUCUAUUAUUUUCUAUAACUAA